UGUGUGUACGUAUGUGUGUGUGUCUGAGGCGUUUCUGGAUUGGAGAUGCAGAAAGAAAGGGCAGUUUCGAGGAAGUGACGGACGAGGCUCAGGGGACUGGUCAGAGGAAGUUUGCUCGGUGGUGGUACCGUGCUGCUGAACCAAACUUUUCCCCCCUGAGCAGCAGCGGCACCGUGGACCGGGACCAGGCGACGGAGGGAGCUUUUGUUUCCUCUCCACACGAGAAGCAGCAGCAGCGCUCAGGAAUAACUUGAGGUCGGGACCAAAAACGGGGAUCGCAGAGGAAUUUCACUCCCGCAACCCAAACCCCCAUUUCUCCUCUCCUCUCCUCCCCGCCGCCUCCUCUGAUUUUUUUCCCCGGGAUCCGCGAUGGGGAAGGAGCAGGAACUUCUUGAAGCGGCGCGGACGGGAAACCUGGCCGCCGUGGAGAAGCUUUUAUCGGGGAAGCGACAGUCCGCUGGCACCGGCGGCGGAUCGUCUGGGACCGGGGGAAGCGGCAACAGCGGCGGGCACGGCGCCUCCUCUCACACGCUCUCCAGCCUGCUCAGCAUCUGGAGAGGCCCCAAUGUGAACUGUGUGGACAGCACUGGAUACUCCCCUCUCCACCACGCUGCCCUAAAUGGACACAGCGAGGUGGUGGAGGCACUGCUACGAAACGAGGCCUUGACCAACAUCGCCGACAACAAGGGCUGCUACCCUCUCCACCUGGCUGCGUGGAAGGGGGACGAACAUAUCGUCAAACUGCUCAUUCACCAAGGACCCUCGCACCCCAAACUCAACGAGCAGAGCUCUGUAGACCAUAAAGAGUUCAAACGCUGUGGGCCCUUUGACCCCUAUAUUAAUGCCAAGAACAAUGACAACGAGACGCCGCUGCACUGUGCCGCCCAGUACGGCCACUCCCAGGUGGUGCGGCUGCUGCUGGAGGAGCUGACAGACCCCACCAUGAGGAACAACAAGUUUGAGACUCCACUGGACCUGGCUGCACUGUACGGCCGCCUGGAGGUCGUCAAGCUUCUGCUUAGCGCCCACCCCAACCUGCUUAGCUGUAACACCAAGAAACACACGCCGCUGCAUCUGGCCUCUCGGAACGGACACCUGUCUGUGGUGGAGGUGCUGCUGGACGCCGGCAUGGACAUCAACUAUGAGACGGAGAAAGGCAGCGCCCUCCAUGAAGCAGCCUUGUUUGGGAAGACGGAUGUUGUACAGAAACUUCUUAGUGCAGGUAUCGAUGUGAACAUUGUGGACCAGAAGGGUCUGACAGCGCUGGACACUGUCAAGGACAUGCCCUCACAGAAGAGCAGAGAGAUCGCUGCUCUCAUCUUAGGUCACAUGACUGGAAAACCCCCUGACAUUGACCUUCCCCCUCCACCAGUCCCUCCACCUCUGGAGAGCCCAAGCCCGCGGAAAAAGGGGGAUCUGGAGAAGGUGAGUGAGCUGAUCUCAGGGCUGGCCCCGGGGCCUGAGGAGGAGAGCCCGUACGAGGCUCUGUUUGAAGCCACCUCUUGCCACUCUCUGGACAGCCUCACCAGCGGCAAGUCCUCCGACAGGGACUCUGGACGGCCAGAUAGUGAAGCCGGCAAGAAAGAUCGCAUGGUGCACCCAUCACAUCCUGGCCCUGGCCAUGACGAAGAGGUGAGCUCAGAGGCCCUGUAUACUAAUAGCAGUAUUGAUGAGAGAGGUGAGCCUGCGGAGGAGGAGGAGGAUCACACGUAUGAAUUGUUGCUGACUGCACAGACCAAACACCCGCCACCCAGCCAGGAGUCCCAAUCUAAUAAAGAUGAGAACACCACGAUACAGUCUUCCAACAGUGUCCUACCUCAGCGUAAACCCACUGCCCCGAACGACCUCAGAGCCCCAAGCAAGACGAAAGACACCCUGCACCCUCACUCACGGGCACCAGGAGAUAACUCCCAGCUCGGCCAGGAUCAGGGAGCAGGUGUCCCGGAGCAGUUUACUGGCCUCCUGCACGGAUCCUCCCCAGUCUUCGACAGCCGUGAGGAGCCCUUCAGGCUUCCAGGUGUUCUGCCAUCCAACCAGCCAGAAUCAAGAAAACCCGCCAAAGUAAAAGAGGAAGUAGCAGCUGCUGCGCCGCCACCAAGCCGUCCCAGUAUGGCCGCCAUCCUGACAGACUGUGACCCAAAAGCAAUUUAUGCAACUGUGAACAAGGAGCCCAGGGACUCAGGGGCCGGGGCUGCAGUGAGGAUGCGGCCUCCUGGGGACCUGAAGUUGGCACGCAGUCUCUCCAAGUCUGACUCAGACCUGCUGGUGUCGCCCCCGAGUGAGGAGGACGGAGGACUGGGGAACCGCAGCGAGUCUGUUUCUAACUGUAGCACUGGAAAGAAGAGGCUGGAGAAAUCUCCUUCUUUCACUUCAGAAUGGGACGAGCAGACACCGACGACUUCUCCCACCUCAAAACAACGAAGAUCUAAAUCUGAUGACCAUAUCGAGAAGAUCAUGACGCUGAUUGGUGCUGGCAUCGAUUUUUCCAGAGAUCAGCAAUAUGCUACACCAGCAGGUGCUGCCGGCCGGCUGCUGGACCAGCCUGUGGGCGACUGGCUGGAGCACGUGGGGCUGCCGCAGUACGAGAGCAAACUACUCCUGAACGGUUUCGAUGACCUGCACUACAUGGGGAGCAAUGUAAUGGAGGACCAGGACCUGAGAGAGAUCGGGAUCACAGACCCAAGCCACAGAAAGAAGAUCCUUCAUGCAGCGCGCUCGUUACCAAAGGUGAAAGCUCUGGGCUGUGACGGCAGCAGCUCGCUCUCCUCUUGGCUGGAGAAUCUCGGCCUGCACGAGUACUUACACAACUUCCUGGCCAGCGGCUACCGCACUCUGGACUGUGUCAAAAACCUGUGGGAACUGGAGAUUGUCAAUGUGCUAAAGAUCUCCCUACUUGGUCACAGGAAACGCAUCAUUGCUUCCUUAGCGGAGAGGCCCUACGAGGAACCUCCAGUCAAGCCUCCUCGUUUGUCUCAGAUCAGGUGCCAGGACCUGCCCGGAUCCCAGACGUCGUCCCCCCUCAGUCAGAUGGAGUCCUACUCAGGGCGCUCCAUGGACCCUCUGCUGCCAGUCGGAGAGCCAGGGAGAAAAAAAGUGCCAGAUACUGACUAUGACGUUACCCAAAGAUAUCGCAGUGAGCGGCUCAGAACACAAGAACGGUACGACGAACGACAUCGAGAGCCCCGUCUGACCCUGCGACCGCCGAGUCUGGCAGCACCGUACGCCCCGGUCCAGAACUGGCAGCAUCAACCUGAGAAGCUCAUCUUUGAAUCCUGCGCCUACGAAGCUAGUUACCUCGGUUCCAUGCUUAUUAAGGAUCUACGAGGUACUGAGUCCACGCAGGAUGCCUGUGCCAAAAUGCGGAGGUCGACGGAACAAAUGAGAAAAGUCCCAACCAUCGUGCUUUCCAUCACAUAUAAGGGGGUGAAGUUCAUCGAUGCAGCCAAUAAGAACAUCAUCGCGGAGCAUGAGAUUCGUAAUAUUUCAUGUGCAGCCCAGGACCCAGAGGACCUGUGCACAUUUGCCUACAUCACCAAGGACCUGCAGACCAGCCACCACUACUGCCAUGUGUUCAGCACAGUAGAUGUGAACCUGACCUAUGAGAUUAUACUAACGCUCGGCCAGGCUUUUGAAGUCGCCUAUCAGCUGGCUCUGCAGGCCCAGAGGACCAAACAGCAGCAGAACCUCCCAGUGGGACCCGGUUCUGAGGUUAUUGAGACCAAGGCCAGCAGACCGGUACCCAGACCACGAGGCAGCAUACGGAAGUCAGCGGGGGACAUUGUGGAGCAGGAGGGGGAUUCUCAGUCCCAGGGCAGCGCCACGUGGCUCGUGGACCCCAAGGAAUCCAAGCGCACUAUCAGCACUAAGUACGAGACCACCAUUUUCUGAGUGGACCCCCUCUUCCUUCUGACCUCUGGGCCUGGUCUCACCCCUCUUCCUCCCCCUCCUUCUGUGUGCCUUUCACUGUGACUCUGCCUCCCUCUCUGGGCUGGACUCCUGCUGCCCUCCCCCGUCUCCCCUCAGCCAUCACUUGCGUCCCCACCCGACGAAAACAGUCUGCGAGUGCUUUGCUCCUUCCUUAUGCUAAACCACCACCUUUACUGAUUAUCAGUGCAACCUUUCCGCUUUAUCAACCCUCCUUCUAGCUGACACCAGCCUGCCACUCACCCUCACUCUUCUUCUCCUCUCUGUGUACCUUGUAUGCUUCCUGUGCACAAUGCUUCCUUUUUCUUCCCCUCGUCAACAUCCCACUAUUGACUCUUGGUGAUAAGCUCUUUUUUUUUUUCUCGGUGCUUUUCCUGCUUCAUUAGGCGACGGCCACUCUGAGGCUUUUCAAUCUUUCAACUUCUCCGAGCGCUGAGAAAAUGUGAUUUUACACCAACCAAGAGUGACGCUCUGCACACAUCCUGUACCUGGAUGGACAUGUUUCCUGAGGAAACUGACCUGUUACUCUAAGCGUCAGUUGGACUUUAGCAGACUGGAGGUCGUGGUGUUAUUGAGGUUACACAGGAUUAAGUAAGGGGGAUAUUUUUCACUGUCAGCGGUCUGCUCCAAGCCAAAGGAGGCUGAGAUCCUAGCACUGUGAUAAGAUCCUUUAUGGAGCUAAUAAAGUAAGCAUUUUGGGGGAUUUUCUAGUGGGGGAAUUAGGGGAACAGAUAGGGCAUAGAAGCUGAUGCGGACCCGCAUGUUAGUGGUCUGCGCUGCUCCAGAAAAUAGACAAGCUGUCUUGAGACUGGCAUGCCCUCGUCUGUCUAUCAAUCAAAGCGCCAGGCUUGAAACCUGAUGCUUCCUCUGGAGUGAACUAACUAAAACUAAGCACUUUUACCAAAACCCCAAGUGUGUGAGAAUAAGUGCAUCUUCCUCUGUCCUGUCUCAGUGUUUCCCACAGAUUCAGGGUGUAUGUGUGGCAAUUUUUUUUCUUUUAAAUGCUUGUGUCCCCUUGUAUCAUUUAGUGUCCUCUCUCUAAAUUACGAGGUUCUUGCGAUGUAGCAAACCUAUAUUUUAGCCGGAUGGAUAAUUGAUGUGUCAAUCCUUUUAGAGCUGAUCAGAUCGACAGAUGAGAGGAGCAGCUGCUGCAAGUAAAUGCAAAGUUUUAGACCCAGAAAAAAGGACAGAUUAAGUUUCACUUUAAGCACGCCUGAUGCUCUGCCGCUCCGUCUGCUACCACAUUAAGCUCUGUGUUUUGAGAGUGUGGUGCAAUAAAUCAGCGGUUUCCAACUGAUCCAGUCACGGGGUCCAGAUUUCUUAGUCUUUAGUCUCUUAGUUCUUUAGUCCACUCGUUAUAAAUUGCCACAUAUUCAGUUUUAUUUCACAAAUAGUAAACAGUACCUUGUCUGAGAACACAGAUAAAUUAAACGUAUUCAAAAAAAGAUACAACAUAAAACAUAUAAGAAUAAACAGUAGCUGCAUUUCAAAACAAAAGCUCUGUGCUGGAAAUUCACUCUACUUCAAAAUAAAGUGUUCUUUACAAGGGCUGCUCCUUGAAAGUCAGAGACUCGAAUCAGUCGACAGAGAUUCAGUCCAGCAGUCGUUUUUUUCUGUGCAGGGACCAAAAAGUCCCCAGAUUUUGCUGCAGAGUGAGUGCUCUUGACUUUUGUGAUGCUCUUUGCAGCUGCAGACAUACAGGCAGUGGCACAGAGGACCAGAGAGACUGCACUGUAAGGUGGUAAAUUUACAGCUUACAUCAAGUUAAUAUAAUGCAGUCUCUGGCUUUUGUUGGUGUCUAGUGUGGGCAUAAAACCUUGUUGUGCAUUUGUGAUCCGCUGUGAGCACUGUUAGCUUGUUUACUAUAUUACGUGAAUGCAACAGUCACACUGAAUGUCCCACAGAGCCCACUCAGACUAUAAAACUUUGUAUGGAAACAAAACGAAUCAUCAAAUAUCCAUGUUGCAUAGCCAAAUCUGAUCCGACUGGCAUAAUAAGUCACUUGCGAUUCAUUCCAGCUCAAAAAAUAGAAAAUCUAUUGGUGUAGCAGAUGCUUUAAUCGUGUCGGGCCACACAAACAAAUGAAUGUGUGUGAAACCCAGUUUCUUUUUUUCUUCUGUUCACAACAAAUGCCUUCUAUGUUCAUCCUGUCAGCAAUGCCUUUUGUUUUCACCAAUAGGUUAAUAAUUCACUGGUGAAAAGAGUUAAUCAUUAUAAAGGGGGAGGGGGGUGAUCCGUCGCCAUCACGCUGUUUGUGUCCAUUAGUUAUUUUUUACUUUAUUUUAACCUCGCUGCUUUGUGUGCAUGUGUCUGUGUCCCUUCCCCAUAUAGCUGAACACUGUGGCCAAUCCCAGCCAGUAGGAAAGGACAGGAAUGAGCCCUGUUGCAUGGUGGGUAAAGUGUUUUUGUUGGAAAGGCGACCCACUUCAUCACAUCAGCAGGUGGAUCAAGCUCGCCACAGUAACACACGAGGCCUGGAGACAAACAGACGUAAUGCUCAUCAGAUCAUCUGACCUCACAGAGUUCAUCAUGCACGCACGCACGCACGCACACGCACACGCACACACACACACACACACUCACACACACACGCUCACACACACACGCUCACAAUGCUCCAUUUCGCUUCCUGUCUGUCAGAAAGUGACAGUCAGAUGUUUUUGUUAUGCUUUUUGCAUUUCCUCUUGACACUCAUCAGGCCUCCCUCGUACAGGGUUUGUGUUUACUUUUAGAGGAAAUGUACUCACGGUGUCGCAAUGCAGAACUUGCAGUUAAAGGGGAAGUGGCUCAGAUAAGGAACAUUAUUAUUUUUGUUAUGAUACAAAGGUACAAACUAUCAGACGGAGACCUCACACUGUAGGUACACACUCUCUUCUGGAUCAUUCGUCCGGUAUCCACACAUUGUAGCGUCUCGUCAUGACCUUCAUCUGCAACAUAACUGUGAUAAAUAAUCUUGCACGGGAGGAACUCUCUAACCAAAGGGCAGAGGAACUGACACUACAAAGACUGUUUUAUAAAAUAAUAAUAAUAAUUAUAAUAUAACAGGGGGUGGCUUUUAUUUGAUUUGAACGUUUUUUUCUGUAUGUUUUAAUUGUUUUAUUGGACAAUGAUGCGUCCUAAUGCUGGAACUGGAUCAGGUGUGGCUCACUUCUCCUUCCCUGCUCCUUUUGUUUGGUUAAUCUUGGCCAGAUUAUUCACCAAACCUGCCAUGCAGGCUGGUACGUGUUUAGAUUUUAGCUGCAGCACAGAACAAUAGGCAUGUUUCUCCUAGCUAACUCCCAGUAUGUUGACUGUUAAUGGUACUUUCUGGUCAGCCGAUGUGUAUAUGGGUACAUUUAGUCAGGUCGUUUUGAUUUAACUGUUGUAUAUGUGGUACGCUGUCAGGCCAGUGCGAUAGCUCCGUGGUACACUGUCGUCUGCGCCUUCGUCCAUCAGCCUGGUCCCGUUCUGCUUUUGCACAUUUUUAAGGGUCAGGAGAGAUAUUUAGGGACUAAUCUGAUGACGACAAUGAUGAGAAUGAAAUUGUACACGAAUCUAGCGGUCUGUAUUUUGAUACUUGAAUGAUUUUUGCUUUUAUAGAUAUCUAUAUAUAUAUAUGUAUAUGUAUGUAUGUAAUUUUUGACGUUUGUCAAAAGAGAGAAAAGGACUAUGUCUUAUAAAGUUAAACAUAUCGUGAAUAAAUACCCUGUGAUUAAAAAAAAAAGGCUGAGAAAACAAUGACUCAGAAGAGGGACCUCACUUCAGAAAAAAAGAUUGUACAUAAUCUUGGGCUUCCAGUCUUUUUUAUGAUUAUUUUUCAUAAUUGUACAACUAAUAAAUGGCGCAAUUAGAAA
Messenger RNA from Plectropomus leopardus (leopard coralgrouper), 7757 nucleotides. It is a transcript of the gene anks1aa, whose product is annotated as ankyrin repeat and sterile alpha motif domain containing 1Aa. Gene Ontology annotation, biological process: ephrin receptor signaling pathway. Gene Ontology annotation, cellular component: cytosol. The record is from RefSeq and is a predicted model, not a curated record. Gene Ontology annotation, molecular function: ephrin receptor binding. Lineage: Eukaryota; Metazoa; Chordata; Actinopteri; Perciformes; Serranidae.